GUCGACGCCAGAGAGAAGAGAGAAGGAAUUUGAAGAGCGAGAAUGGCGAGGCGUCUGAGAAGGGCGUUCGCCUGCAGACAACGAGUUCGUCUCGGAGAUCACCUACGAGGGUGGGCGCCAGAAAGAGGGAAAAAACGCCGCGAGCGCGUCGAUGCCACUUUCUCUGGGAAGCCUCGGAAAGCGAGAAGUCCAAAUGCGUGGUUGCGGAAAACCGGACGACAGCGUUCGCCCAGCGACGGACAGGCGAGCGUGAAACUGUGGAAAACGGAAACUCUGGGAAAACCCGGUCGAUCAACGCCCAUGCGUCGACCUUCUCCGGGUGUACAUACACCGCAGAUCCACGAGGAGGCCACGGGAGAAAAACGUCGAGUGUCUGUACAGCGCGAAGCCGCGAGGUGGACAGCGCGGAAAGGAGAGGUCUUCGCCGAGGAGAGGCUGUCGCAAGCUCGGAGAGGACGGCUUCGUGAGGGAUCGGAGAGAGGAAGCAGAGUGGAGGAGCGGGAAGGAAACGAGAGAAAGAAGGAAAAAGUAUAGAUGUGCGAAAACGGAGACGGAGACGGACGGAGAAUUCGAGACAGAGGGGCGGCCCCAACACAAGAUCGUCGCGGGACGCGUAAAGAGUCAGCCGAGGUCCGACGUUCUGACCCAGGAGGGGCGACAGCCGCGGGAAAGCAGAGAAGAAGAGAAA
This is a messenger RNA of Toxoplasma gondii ME49, 688 nucleotides long. RefSeq lists its product as hypothetical. Lineage: Eukaryota; Apicomplexa; Conoidasida; Eucoccidiorida; Sarcocystidae. The record is from RefSeq and is a predicted model, not a curated record. The transcript has a single exon. Bases 43 to 534 code for a protein of 163 amino acids.